Cylicostephanus goldi is the source of this 555-nucleotide messenger RNA. The record is from the annotation of a GenBank genome assembly. NCBI's taxonomy places the organism in Eukaryota, Metazoa, Nematoda, Chromadorea, Rhabditida, Strongylidae.
UUUUGGGUCGGUGGUAGUGGUCUGGAAAAUAUGGAUGAUCUAUCUUCUUUUAACCGCACUUAUAUGAGCUAUCUCAAUGGAUUGUAUGAGAAAUGGUCAGAGGGGUUUACUGUUGCAGAGUUUUUCAGUAUAAAGCAGGAGAAAUAUGGGUACAAAUGCGAAGAGCUCUUUCAUAAAUGUGAACUGGCUGGGAAGGUCAUGAGCUGCUGUAAUGAUAUAUUCAGAAGACAAGUGGUCAUGCGAAGGGGAGUUUGCUAUCAAACGCGAAGAAACGUCAACCAGACAGAAGCAGAUGAUAUUGGUAGGCUUGUGUUAAACAUAAAAGCUCCGCCUAGCGUCACAAGUCCUCAGUAUAACUACACUCAGCCGCAAAUUAUUGUCUAUGUGACGGAUAACUUUAAAAACGUGCUCGACUUCCCUCGAUUUUACCUGUAUCCUCACGAAUGGAAUCGGAUGCGAUUCACAGCACGAUAUAUAGAGCUACUUGAAAAUGAGCGAGUCUGCACACGAAAGGUAAAUUCUUGGACUGUUGAGAAUCAUCUUAUGUAUAACUAG